AUGACUGUGUUACCGGAAAGUAAGCAAGUUGAGGAGCCAGCAGGCACCAUAAAGGACAAAUGCGUGAACUGCUUGAAAGGAUCGAACCUGAUAAAGACGGUGGUGGUGAUCGUGUGCGUCGGGGUCGUCAUACAACAGAUAGUGACUUGCAUCAACAAGCUAAUUGACAUACCGAUAACGACGUACACCCACUUCGACUUCAACAGAACCCUCGUUUACCCGAGCAUCACUUUUUGCAGGGAGCCACCUUAUAAAUUUGACAAAAUGCUGGAGUAUGGCCUGAUAACGCACCCUGUGCUCACAAGCGCGUGGCGUAAUUUCAACUUCUCUGCCGUCCCCCUGGACAAACUUUGGAAGGACAUCACGUAUGAACCCGAGGAAUUCUUUGCGCAGUACGGGUUGAAUGGAGAAAUGCACAAUGUAGAAGUUAAAGAAAGUAUAGGGUUCAUGUUUGGCCGCUGCUACACCCUCACUCCCAAGAUCCUCAGCACCAGAGCGACAAGGGAUACAGGGCUCUCCAUCACGCUUCAGUAUGAUUCCAAGGAUGCGGCUACAUCGGUCAGCAUUCACCCGCCAGGGUACCACGCCUACAUCCAUUACUCGAGGGAACCAUACACAGAAGUAGCAGUGUACAACGGGGGUCUCAUAGACUACUUGUACUGCAAGGUGGGAGAGACCAUAGACGUGAAGUUGUCCGUGAACAAGUACGUCAUGAUCAGUGAUGACAAUGAACCCUGUGCUAGCGAAGACAGCUACAGUGCUAACACUUGCACUACAAAAUACGUAUGGGAUGAAGUGGGCCAAAUAGCGGGGUGUUCAGGGCCGUGGAUGAAAAGCGACUUACCGCCUUGUGACAACUUUCAGUCAAUGAGGGACCUAAUCGUUGCUUACACGCUACGGUACCAAGCGCACAACUGCAGCAGCUGCCCUCGAUACUGCACUUCGUACCUAUACAACGGCUUCGUGACAGACCGUCACAUGCUAGAAUGGGACGUGAUAGAGAACAAGUGGACCAGCAAAACUGGCGGCUCUGAAUUUCAGACUCAGCUUUUCGUGUACUUCAACAACAUGAUGGUGUCAGUUUAUGAAGAACGGUAUAACUACGAUUGGAAUCUGUUUCUGUCGGACCUUGGAGGCAGUGUAGGCUUUCUUCUAGGCCUCUCCGUGAUCGGCCUCAUGUCGAUCUUCGGGAAGAUCUGGAAUUCCAUCAUCAAGCCUUACUUCCAGACUCCGAAGACCAGGGAAGACGUCCAGGUACCAACUAUGACUCCUGCCUCUGAAGACAUCUACAAGAAAAAAGAAAUGUAUGAUUAUUGCAAAACUAUUAAUUGGAAGAAUUUAUACAAUUAGAAGAAUUUAUUUAUUUAGCAAGUGUACCUUUAAAAGGCAGUUCACUAUAAUAUGCCGAACA
Messenger RNA from Ostrinia furnacalis (Asian corn borer), 1411 nucleotides. It is a transcript of the gene ppk17, whose product is annotated as amiloride-sensitive sodium channel pickpocket 17. Gene Ontology annotation, cellular component: plasma membrane. The transcript has 10 exons. Lineage: Eukaryota; Metazoa; Arthropoda; Insecta; Lepidoptera; Crambidae. The record is from RefSeq and is a predicted model, not a curated record. Gene Ontology annotation, biological process: sodium ion transmembrane transport. Gene Ontology annotation, molecular function: ligand-gated sodium channel activity. The coding region runs from base 1 to 1350 and encodes 449 amino acids.